UUGCUGGUUGUUUUUACGAGCAGAGCAAAGCGUAAACAAUCACAUGUGGAAACUGCGUUGAAUUUAAUUUUUAUUUUUUUUGUUGCAAUUUUAAAUUACAAAUAUUUUAUGACUCGAUAAUUAAAAACGAGCAGUAGUCAAAUUAUUUCAUUUAUGACAUAAAAGUUUCAAAUAUUUGAAAAUAUGGAUUCAACAUCAGCCAAUGAUGAUGACAACAAAAUACCACCUGAAAACAUGAUCGUUCUGGUAAAGUGUGACAAAGAAAACUCCGAGUUACAAGACAUUUAUGUCAACAAAAAUAAUUAUAAAAUUGGCAGGGGACGUGAUUGCAAUGCUCAUAUUCUUGAUGUUCUUAUUUCAAGAAAUCAUUGUAUUCUUAAAUUCAAUAAUGAGACUGAACAAUGGAGCAUUACAAAUUUAAGCUCAACUGGAACAAAGCUAAAUGAUGAUAUUUUAGAUAAAGACAAACCUCACGUUCUUCAGACAGGAGACUUUAUUCAAUUCAGUGAAUCAAAUAAAUUUAAGUUUUAUGUUAAAGAAUUUAUUGAAAACGGACCAAAGAUUAAAAAACAACGUCUUGAUGAAUCUGUUUUUAAUGAAGAAAUUAAAAGACAGAAAGCGUUUGCAGAAGAACAGGAGUUGAAGAGAAGAGAAAUGGAAGACCAGCUUAUGAACAAACAAAAAGAACAAGAAGAAUUGAAAACUCGAUUAGAUGAAUUAUUAAAAUGCCAGCAAGAAGCAGAAGGAAAAAGUGAAGAGCAACACGAGCUGAUAAAGCAGCUUGAGGACAAAAUAAAAAGUGGAAAUGCUGUUGAAACACAACUUCAACAAAACUAUAAGCAUCUUUUGUCUACGGUUGAAGCUCAGAAACAACAAUUUGAACAACUAUUGGAUGCUGAAAGACUUAAAUGGCAGCAGACAUUGGACAUGACGAAACAGGAAAAAGAAGCUAUGGAGAAAAAAAUGUUGGAUGAUAUGGCGACAUGGAGAGCUAAGCAAAAUGCCGAGUGGACUACCGUCGUUGAUGACCUGGUGAAAAAAGAAAAAGACAUCCAGAAAAAAUUAGCUGAUGAAAAAGCUUUGCUUGAACAAAGAUUGAUUGAGGCUGAAAGAGCUUUGCAGGAAAAAACUGUUCUUGCUGAGCAGCUACAAAAUACUGUACAAAAUCAACAAGUUAUUGUAGUCGAAAUAGCAGCAAAUGAAGUACAAGGAGAAUCUCUAGAAACUAUUGAUCUGACUAAAGAUGACAUUCGACCGGGUUCAUCCAAAUCAAAUAGUGCAAUAGUUGACAAAGUUGGCAACAUUUUGGACGAACAAUUGACGUGUCAAAUAUGUUCAGAACUUUUCGUUACAGCAGUAACUCUUCACUGUUCUCAUACGUAUUGCCAGUAUUGUAUAUAUAUGUGGAUGAAAAAGAAGCGCGAGUGUCCAAUCUGUCGGGCAGUAAUUACUACAAUUUCAAGAUCAUUAGUCUUGGAUAACUUUAUUGAACAAAUGGUCAAUGAUCUGUCUACUCAUCACAAAGAACGUAGAAGAGAAUUAGUAAAUCAGCAUAAAGCUGCGUGUCGUACGAUGGGUUUUGGAAAUAUCAAUCCAAGAAAAAAAGCAGUUCGUGGACGUCCGUAAUUUUUAUACUGAAACACAACAAAUCUCAGGAAAAAUUUUAUAGCUUUCAUUUGAGUUUUAUAAUUAAGUAAUUAUUAGUUAAUUAUUCAAACGAUAUUAAUUUAGAAACAAAAAAAAAUUAUUUAAAUUUUAAAAUAUAAUGAAAGACAAAAUUUUUAUAAUAUUAAUUAUCUGAAAUAUUUAUUUUAUAUUGUUCUAUUAUUUAUUAAUAUAAAAAAAUUACAAGUAUUAUUACGUAAUAAACUUGUAACAUGUAUUUAAAGAAAGUUUAUCGUUAAAGUAAUUAAAAUAUAAGCCAAAAAAAAUAUAAAUAUCAAAUAUUGAGAAAAUAAUUAUUCUUUUAUACGACAUGUUUAUUUUUUUACUUCGAAGGCUAUCACCUUUUACGUUCUUUUUAAAUAAAUAUCCUUAUUCAUUUAAGAAUGGUCUUAAAUAAUUAGAGCAAUUUAUAUCUGUCGAAUAAAAAUUGUAUACUGCCCAACUGACAUAUUUCUUUAGUUUUCUGAGUGAAAAAUUAAAAAUGAUACCAUUAACAUGCAAUUUUUAGAUAUACAGAACUCCAUUAUCUCGGAACUUCCCCUCAAUCUUGACCCCCGCUACGAGCUACGCUGUCUCCCACCCGAUACUAUACAUUUGUAUGUCUCUGUUUGUAUUUAUCUAUAUAUCAUUCAGGUAGAUGUAACAGGGCAUGCGUUGUAGUUUCCUUUUAAGAAAGAAGGGGCACCCGUUAACUCGAAAAUUCCAAGAAAUUUCCGCUCCUCCGUAAACUAACCGACCGAGUUAAUGGAGUUCGACUGUACUUCUUUUCUCUAUGGUGUGCAUAAUAUUUUUUAUCAUAUUUUCAAUAAAAAGUUCAAACUUCAUUGCUUGAGAGGACAUUGUGCGUCCAUACUUCAUCGCACAUACGAUAACCGGAAUUUAUUUUUCGCUAAUGAAUAAGAAUUUAAUUCUCUUCGCGCAAGAUGGUGAGAAAAAUAUGCACAUCAUAAAGAAAAUCCCAAUAGCUUGUAAAAUUAUUUCAACAAGAUCGUGCAGCUCGGGUAUUUUCGGUUUUUACUCCCACUCUGGGUCUUCUAUGUACUAAAUACUUUCCCACUUUUUCUUACACAUGCGCAGUUUAGGAAUAACCAGUAGUGGGGGGACUUUGAAGUUCAUUCUCCUUCCGGGUCAAGUUCAGCUUGGACAAUGAAUCUCACUCUCGUUUUAAAUCGUUUUGUUUCAUUCCUUGUAACAUAUUAUGCUAAUAACCGAUCAAAUAAGUAAUGAAUAGUAAUUUAUAAUUAUUUACUAAUGAAAAUUAAUAAACUUUUUUUGAAGGUCAUUUAGUUUUUUUUUAAUGGUAAAGAAAAUGUGGAAAAUUUUGUUUUACUGUUCAUCUUCUACGUACUUUGUAAAAAUUACUGUACUUAGAAAAAGUAAUA
Molecule: messenger RNA, 3047 nt
Organism: Microplitis mediator
Lineage: Eukaryota; Metazoa; Arthropoda; Insecta; Hymenoptera; Braconidae
Product: E3 ubiquitin-protein ligase RNF8-like
Exons: 4
Coding region: 184-1626 (480 amino acids)
Biological process (GO): double-strand break repair; protein K48-linked ubiquitination; ubiquitin-dependent protein catabolic process
Cellular component (GO): ubiquitin ligase complex; site of double-strand break; nucleus
Molecular function (GO): histone binding; ubiquitin protein ligase activity
Source: RefSeq, a predicted model, not a curated record